AUGCGGACUGCAUACUGCCUCAUGCUCCAGUCCCUGGGAGCUUCUCUCGCAGCAACGGUUCCCGCGACAUCACUGUUGACCCUGUACAACGGUGCAAACAUCAACCUGACGCUCCCUCCCAACUCUGCGCUUCUCUCCAACCCAAGUCUUCCCAGUGAACUCGGCGUCCCCGCCCCAGCAGCACCCUACUACAUAGAAGAAGGCCGCGCCUUCCUCAAAUUCUACGACUACGGCGCCGCUCUCCCGCCCGCGCCCGCGCAGGAACUCCUGCGGACGGCCUCGGAUGCCAUCACGCACGGGCACGGGGUCGACUCCUACAGGAAAGUAGGUCGGGAGGUUAUAUAUUCGCAAACAUUGGACGCGGGAGCGGGGGUUUUGUGGUUGUCGGUGGAGCCGGAGGCGAAUAUGACGUGGGGGGAGUUUGAAACUGCGGUGAUGGGGGCCGGGAGGUUCUUGAGACGUUGGGAUAAUGUGGAGUUUGCCGUUGAUGUGGAGAUGAGGAUGGAGGCGGGGGGCAAGGUGGGGACGGUGUAUCUGAGUCGGUAUUGA
Messenger RNA from Letharia columbiana, 549 nucleotides. RefSeq lists its product as uncharacterized. The transcript has 2 exons. The coding region runs from base 1 to 549 and encodes 182 amino acids. Lineage: Eukaryota; Fungi; Ascomycota; Lecanoromycetes; Lecanorales; Parmeliaceae. The record is from RefSeq and is a predicted model, not a curated record.